Messenger RNA from Prunus armeniaca (apricot), 915 nucleotides. The record is from the annotation of a GenBank genome assembly. Lineage: Eukaryota; Viridiplantae; Streptophyta; Magnoliopsida; Rosales; Rosaceae.
AUGUUGGGUCUCAGAGACAUCCUCCUCAUUGCUCCAACUCCUUCCAUGCACCAACAGAACCAACCCAUUUCCUCUGACCUUCCCCUGCCUUCAUCCACCACUCUUGGUGUUGGCCUUGGCAUUUUCCCUCUUCUUACUGCCACCCCAUGUGCUCCACAUGCACCUACAACAGCUGAGGUUAAUUCUGACAGUUCACAUUUUUGGGGCCUCCGGAGAUGCCAAGAAUUGAACCCUUCUAAGCAAGACAUGCUGAAUUUUGGCAACCAUGGUGCUCAAAAUGAACAGGUUGUGGAAUGUGAAGGUCAUAAUAAUAAUAAUGAAAAUGAAGGUGGUGGUGGUGGUGAGAGUUCUAAAAUGAAGGCUUGCAAGGACUGUGGAAACAAGGCAAAGAAGGGUUGUGAGUACGGGAGGUGCAGGACUUGUUGCAGAGGACGCGGCUAUGACUGCUCUACUCACGUGAAGAGCACCUGGGUCCCCGCGGCGAGGCGGCGAGAGCGGCAGAUGGGGGUGACGGUUGCUGUUCCUGGUGUUGGUGGUGGUGGUGGUGGUGGUGGUGAAGGUUCUUCUGGGUCUUCUUCUGUUGCCAAAAGACCAAGAGUUGUGGUGCCAUCACAGAAUGCAAAUGCUAAUAUCAAACAGUCGUUACCAGAUAAAGUUCGUGCACCAGCAGUUUUCAGGUGCCACAGAGUCACUGCCAUCAGUAAUGGUGCAGCUGAGUUAGCCUAUCAAGCGACAGUGAAAAUUAGCGGGCAUGUAUUCCAGGGGUUGCUUUAUGAUCAUGGGGUUGAUAAGAACAAUGCAUUCCCAUGUAUUUCACCAUCGCACUUGGAAACUGAUACAAACCAAAGGAAUGGAGACUCUGCUUCUACUCCACCUCUUCCUCCAGCAACUGCCUGUCUGACUUCCACCAGCUGA